AUUAUACGAAGUAGGACGGACGAAUGUACAAGUACUCCGUAAUACAAUUAAUAAUAAUAAAAUAAUACGAAAAACCUCGUGUGUUGACUAUUCCACAUAUUGACUUCUCUCUUUCCUCAGCCCUUCCCAUAUAACUCAACAAACAAAUUUAAUAUCACUACUCAUAAAUUUAAUUGCCGCCCAACCAAUCUUCCCCUUUUUUUUUUUUUUCCCAAAAUCACCGAAUUUUAUUUUCAACCCAGAAAUCCAACCAAUACUAACGAAAAAACCAACCAUUUAUAAUUUCAUUUCCAUUCCAAAAAAACAAAAUUAAAAAAAAAAAAAAACCACUCAUUCACUUCCCCUGUUUUUGCCCAUUUUCCGGCGAGAUGAACCCGCCGCCGCAACCACCGCCGAAGAAGGCGAGGAGAGAGAAUCAGAUCCAGAUCCAAGGCCCACGGCCCAGCCCACUUAGAAUCCACAACAAUUCUCAGAAAAUCAAGAAACCUCCGAUUGUACCCAAACCCGCUUCUCAAGCUCCAGACCCGGUUACCGGAAACCAACCCGUAAUUAUCUACUCGGUUUCCCCAAAACUCAUCUUCGUAGAAGCUUCAAAUUUCCGAUCAAUAGUUCAACAUCUCACCGGAAGAGAAUCAACGGCGUCGGAAACCACUUUUCCCGGCGAAGUCCCUGUUUCUCCGGCGGCGAGAUUUGCAGCGAUUGAAAGAAGUAGUCCGAGUGAGAGGGAGAGGAGAGAGAGAAGAGGUGAAAAUGAUAAUGAUAUGAUGAAGAUGAUGAUGGGAGGAGAGAGAAAUGAUGGGGUUGAAACAUUGGAUAUGGGUCAAUUUCCGGGGAUUUUAUCGCCGGCGCCGGGGAAUUUGCCCGGGAUUUCGGCUGCGAUGUUUUCGCCGAUUGCCGCGGCGGAGAAUCAAGCAUGGUUUGGUGUGAAUGAAUUGUUGAUGAGUCCAUUUAUGAGUAAUAUGAGCUUCAUGCCAAGUCCUUCAGCUCUGUUUUUGUCUAAUGCUCCUAUUGUUUCUCCUUCUCCUUCUUCCUUUGGUGAGCUCUUCAACAACUUUGACUAAAUUUUAGUGUAACUUUUAAUUUUUUUGGUAGGUUUAUUAUUUUAUUGGGUGAUAUUUGAAUGGUGUACAUUAGUUGUAGACUUGGAAAAUUAGAAGUAAGUCUUUGUGGUAGCAGUAUAAAUGUAUUCCACUGGUCGAGGACAAUGAUAUAAACAGGAUUUUGUCGUAGUAGAUAAAAAUAAAAUGGGUUUCAAACAA
Molecule: messenger RNA, 1259 nt
Organism: Chenopodium quinoa (quinoa)
Lineage: Eukaryota; Viridiplantae; Streptophyta; Magnoliopsida; Caryophyllales; Amaranthaceae
Product: protein MKS1-like
Exons: 1
Coding region: 369-1061 (230 amino acids)
Cellular component (GO): nucleus
Source: RefSeq, a predicted model, not a curated record